Aspergillus japonicus CBS 114.51 is the source of this 600-nucleotide messenger RNA. RefSeq lists its product as uncharacterized. The transcript has a single exon. The coding region runs from base 1 to 600 and encodes 199 amino acids. Lineage: Eukaryota; Fungi; Ascomycota; Eurotiomycetes; Eurotiales; Aspergillaceae. The record is from RefSeq and is a predicted model, not a curated record.
AUGGACUCGAGCUUUCAACUGCGCGAAUGUGAUACGAAAGUGCACACCAACCAUUUACGGCAUAAACCGCCUUGCGAUCGAGCUCCCCACCAAUUUUGCUGCCUUCGGAAGUUCGCCGUUCACAAUCGCAAGCUCGAGAGCCGGCUGAUCCGACUCAUUCAACGCUUGAAAACGGGCCCCUCGUGCCUGCAGGAACUGGGCCAGUUCUGCGUUGCGAGACUUGAUUGCAUUCGCCAAUGCCAGAUCCCCUCCGCCCCGGCGAAUAUCCGCUCCAAGGUCCAGAAGAAAAGCUGCCAUGGCCACCAUUUCGGCCAUGGCCUCAGCGUCUACCUGUGUUUUCCUUGCUGGCGACCGUCGACCCCGCCUCGACAGAGCAGCAUAGUGAAAUGUGCCAUCAUCGACUUUCCACCAGAAGCCAUGCAUACGUACAGCCGCUUCUGCUCACGGCCCUUCUUGCCGGUCGUUGAGAAGGUUGAGAUCCCCACCGGCCUCUUCGACAAGAAGCUUGACCAUGGCAAAAUUUCUCAAGCCUACAGCAUUAGCCAGGGGAGUAACCCGCGCCUUGCGGCCGAGAAAAUUUGGGUCCGCCCCGGCCGCUAA